AUGGAUCCUGGGCCGAUUGUUUGGUUCAUGAUCAUCUUUGGUGGAUGUAUUUCACCCUCCAUUUGCACUGACAAGUUGUUCCUGGCUGAAGCAAGUCAGGCUGUGAUUAUAAUGGCAGAGGCAAAGGACUACAGUUUCGUCAACCAGUCUUUCACUGUACUUCCUUUGAUCGGUCUAACGUUUCCUGUAGGUGUUGAAUAUGACCCGAUUGGUGACCAGGUUUAUUGGACUGACGCAAUAUUGCAUACUGUUAAUAGGGCUAGACUGGAUGGAUCUUCUCAAGAAAUUAUUGCACAGUUACAAGGAGUAGCCGGUGGUUUUCACUAUCCGUACGGAAUAGCCCUGAACCUUGACGACAAUAAGGUCUACUGGACAGAUCAAUAUCGUGACGUCAUCGAGAUGUCAAACCUUGACGGCACAGAUAGAGUGGUCCUCCUCACAAUGGGCUUUAAUGCGUUCCCUCAUGCAAUCGUCUAUUCACCAUUUCGCAGGAAGAUUUACUGGACUGACAACGGGCAAUACUCCAAGAUUGAAAUGGCCAAUCCAGACGGGACAGAACGUGAGACACUCGUUGAUGACAAAGUGGAGUUUCCGUUUGGCGACCCAACUGCCAUCUGCCUGGAUUCUACCGAGCGAGUACUUUACUGGGCCGAUAUCACGGAAGACAGCAUUAACGUUCUGAACCUAGACACCAUGGAACACGGCUUUUUCCGUAUUAACAAUUCAACGCAGCAUCCACUUGAUCUCGCUCCAUAUGGCGUAGCAAAAUAUUUCGAGGAUAUUUAUUUUACGGACAACAAUUACAAUGGACUAUAUAAUGUUGAUGUACCUGAGAAUAAUAUAUUCCUUGUAUGGGGAUUGCCCGCACCAGCUGAAAUUCAUAUAUAUGUAGAUAUAGAUGAUUGUAGCCCGUCUCCUUGCAUGAAUGGAGGGCUGUGCACAGAUGGCGUAAAUGCCUUUUAUUGCACUUGCAGUCCUGGUUACACUGGCGCAACGUGUUCAACAGUCAUCACCGGUUGUGGUCCUGACCGUUGUAUGAAUGGUGGAACCUGUAGAGAUGGAAUAAACUCUUACACCUGCGAUUGUGCCCCUGGCUUUACUGGCAUCAUUUGUUCGAUAGAUAUCAACUGUUGUGACCCUGACAGUUGCAUAAAUGGUGGGACCUGUAAAGACGGAAUAAAUGUGUAUACUUGCAAUUGUGUUCAUAUCAACGAUUGUGAUCCUGACAGUUGUAUGAAUGGAGGAACCUGUAGAGAUGGUAUAAACUCUUUCACCUGCGAUUGUGUUGAUGGUUUUACUGGAAGUACUUGCUUCAUAGAUAUCAACGAUUGUGACACUGACAGUUGUAUGCAUGGAGGAACCUGUAGAGAUGGAAUCAACUCUUACACCUGCGAUUGUGUUACUGGCUUCACAGGUUCACUUUGCUCAACAAAUAUCAACGAUUGCGGUCCUGGCAGUUGUAUGAAUGGAGGAACCUGUAGAGAUGGAAUAAACUCUUACACCUGCGAUUGUGUCACAGGAUUCACAGGUUCACUUUGCUCAACAAAUCUCAACGAGUGUAGUCCUGACAGUUGUAUGAAUGGUGGAACCUGUAUAGAUGGAAUGAACUCUUUCACCUGCGAUUGUGUUCCUGGCUUUACUGGCAGUAUUUGUUCCAUAGAUAUCAACGAUUGUGACCCUGACAGUUGUAUGAAUGGUGGAACCUGUAGAGACGGAAUAAACUCUUACACCUGCGAUUGUGCCACUGGCUUUACAGACGCACUUUGCUCAACAGAUAUUAACGAUUGUGACCCUGACGGUUGUAUGAAUGGUGGAACCUGUAGAGAUGGAAUAAACUCUUUCACCUGCGAUUGUGUUCCCGGCUUUACUGGCAGUACUUGUUCAAUAGAUAUCAAUGAUUGUGACCCUGACAGUUGUUUGAAUGGUGGAACCUGUAGAGAUGGAAUAAACACCUUUACCUGCGACUGUAUUAUUGGCUUUACUGGAAGUAUUUGUUCGACAGAUAUCAACGAUUGUGACCCUGACAGUUGUAUGAAUGGUGGAACCUGUAGAGAUGGAAUAAACACCUUUACCUGCGAUUGUGUUGCUGGUUUCACAGGCUCACUCUGCUCAACAAAUAACAACGAUUGUGACCCUGACAGUUGUUUGAAUGGAGGAACCUGUAGAGAUGGAAUAAACUAUUACACCUGUGAUUGUGCUGCUGGCUUUACAGGUGCACUUUGUUCAACAAAUAUCAAUGAUUGUGACCCUGACAGUUGUAAGAAUGGUGGAACCUGUAGAGAUGGAAUAAACUCUUAUACCUGCGAUUGUGUUGCUGGCUAUACUGGCAGUAUUUGCUCGAUAGAUAUUAACGAGUGUGGUGCUGGCAGUUGUUUGAAUGGUGGAACCUGUAGAGAUGGGAUAAACUCUUACACCUGUGAUUGUGUUCCCGGCUUUACAGACAUACUUUGUUCAACAGAUAUGAAUGAAUGUGCAUCAGAUCCUUGCAUGAAUGGCGGAACCUGUAUAGAUGACAUCAACUCAUUUGUGUGUGACUGUGUUCCUGGCUAUACUGGAAGCAUGUGCUCAUUGCGUAUCACCGAGUGUGAACCGAACCCAUGUUGGAAUGGUGCCACUUGUUUUUCUGGAACAGAUGGUGUUUUGUGUAAAUGCAUUCCUGGGUACACCGGGUCUUUUUGCACGAUAGAUAUUAAUGAAUGCGACACAAAUCAGUGCCUGAAUGGAGGAACUUGUAGAGAUGAAAUAAACACUUUCACGUGUGAAUGUGUACCCGGCUAUACUGGAAGUGUCUGCUCAAUAAAUAUCAACGACUGCCACCCAUCACCUUGCAAGAAUAAAGGAACGUGUGUAGAUGGUAUCAACUCUUUCUCUUGUAUCUGCGUUACGGGUUAUACUGAUAGCACUUGCUCUACAGCAAUCGAUCGUUGUUUCCACGAAAAUCCAUGUGGAGUGAAUGAAGUCUGCACUGACACGAAUUUGGUAGAAGCUGGCUAUUAUUGUAAUUGUUCCGAAGGCUUCGCCCGAAGAAACGACAUUUGCAUGGUUUCUAUGGCUAUCGGUGGCUUCAUCAGAAUAUCCCGUCUUAACGGUCUAUUAAUACCUUUCACGGAAUCGCUGAAUGACCCACAAUCAGAAGAUUACCGAAAUCUUGAAAGAAGUAUUUUCAAAACCCUCUAUGAUGCUUUGAUAAACAUGAUUAACGACGACGAAUGGGAUCUCUUCAUAACUGGAUUCUCGGCUGGAAGCAUUGUUGUCGAUUUCAAAGUACUGAUCUUCAACCCAAACCGGGAUAACCUGAAGGAAAAAUCAAAGGCAGUGGAAACUUUACUUGGACUUCAACAACCAGGAGUUUGGGAAAGUGCAGAUGGUGCUGUCAGUCUAAACGUGGAGUCUAUAACUGUCUUUGGUGACAUUUGUUUUGCUACUCCAUGUUUGAAUGGAUUGUGUGUUACGUCACCUGGGGAUAUCAACUACAUAUGUUAUUGCCACUACGGGUAUACAGGAUUGCAUUGUGAAACAGAGAUAACUUGCAGUCUGCCUUCUCAUCCGAGGGGUCACGUUGUAAUGCCUCAAGACAUCUACAGAAGAGAAGAUCUUGUCACCAUACAGUGUGAUGAAAGAAAUGAAUCUGUUACAUGGCAAUGCAAUGGAACUUCUGGAACUUGGGUGGAAUUGAGAGACCUCGACUGUUCCCCAGACACACCAGAAGGAGUAACAAGAACUACUACAAUAAUAAUUUCAGUCACUGUGCCGAGCUUGAUAAUUGUGUUUAUACUUGUCGUAGCCCUAUUAAGAAACCGUAUCUGGAAGUAAGUAUUUUUAAUCGUCUUACUCUUUUUUUUUUUACUUCGUUCACAGUGUAAAUAUUUUAUUUGCUAAUUCAUGUAAUUUAAAUGCAAGGGCCAUCCUCAGAACAGGCUCUCUGUGAGAGAUGUGGCAUUGAUUCGACUCAAUUUAGAUAUUCCACAUCAAAAUAUAUAUAGGUUAAAACUAAUCCAGGGGUGUGACAGACGUCGGUGGCCAGGUGGGACAAAAGCCAAAAAUUUCUGGUCAUUUCAUGGUAUGAACGGGAAAUUGGGUAACGAGACAAAGUAAAAUUGGGGCGAUGUGGUGUAAAGGGGCCCCCCCAAAAAAAAAAAAAAGAAUAUAUAUGUAUAUAUGUGUGU
Molecule: messenger RNA, 4166 nt
Organism: Lytechinus variegatus (green sea urchin)
Lineage: Eukaryota; Metazoa; Echinodermata; Echinoidea; Temnopleuroida; Toxopneustidae
Product: fibropellin-1-like
Exons: 29
Coding region: 1-3813 (1270 amino acids)
Biological process (GO): Notch signaling pathway
Molecular function (GO): calcium ion binding; Notch binding
Source: RefSeq, a predicted model, not a curated record